AUGGAGGAACAUCGAAGUGGAAAGGUGAACCGCUAUGAGAAAGAGUCAGCGUGGUGUUAUGGCCUGCGCAUAAUGCUUGCCAGCGUUCUAUCCGGAGAGAAAUCAAAGGAAAAUCAUCCGGGCCCUGUCUUAGCGGCUGUUGAAGCAGUUGGCAUCAGCAUCAAAAAGACUUCAGUCAGCUCCCAGUUCAUAAUCACCUGGGUACCUGGUCUUUUUAGCAGCCCUGGCGUGACUUUGGGCCACAAGCUACCCGACGGUGAUCUCUGUGAUCGGAACAAACCGACCAGCCGUUGUUCACGCAUGUACCGAGAGGAGAGUGUCCUUUAUAUAACCUGCGAUGGCGCUCAAAGUCGCCUCUUGGUUUAUCUUCUGUUCCCUUCGUGA
This is a messenger RNA of Puccinia graminis f. sp. tritici CRL 75-36-700-3, 384 nucleotides long. RefSeq lists its product as uncharacterized. The record is from RefSeq and is a predicted model, not a curated record. Bases 1 to 384 code for a protein of 127 amino acids. The transcript has a single exon. NCBI's taxonomy places the organism in Eukaryota, Fungi, Basidiomycota, Pucciniomycetes, Pucciniales, Pucciniaceae.